AUGAAGGUGAAAAAUAAACGUCCAUAUAAUAGAUCAGAAACGUCUACACGUAGUGGAAACAAUAGUGCAAGUGUUAGUACCAGUAAUUCGACAUCGUCUCUACCUGAGAAAAUUACUGAACAACUUGACAAUCCGAAUAACAACUACACAAUAACUAACACCUCGACUGUAAGUGGUUGUUGUGGUAUUAACAGUAUCAACAGUCGUAAAAAGUUAUCUGAUCAAUCACCAAAAGGCAUUAAAACACGUCACAAAUCAAAUAAACACACAAAUUCAUCUUCCAUGAAUAGUGCUACUACAACUAAUAACGAUAAUGUUGGAGUUGGUACCUCUUUGAAGAUUACACAUCGUGGUGGGCGUACUCAUUUAUCCUCCAUAAAUACCACUGCUAACAUAUCUAGUAUUAUUGGCAAUAAUAGUAAUAGUACCGUUUCUAAUACAAUACGACUAACUAACUCUAAAUCAGGUUGUUGCUCAUCCAAUAAUUGUUCUUCAUCGUCAACAUCCUCAAUUCUCUCUGGUGGAAAUAGUGAAACCGUAGAUCCAUAUGAAUUUGCUGUAAAAACUGAUGAAACAACCAGUCAGGGUGGAUUGAAUGAAAGCUUAUUACCGAUUAAAAGAUUGAAAUUAGAAAGAAAUGAUGACCGUUGUUUAAUUCCAGAUUCUGCGCGCAGCAGUCCGACGUUACAUGCAGCAAGUAACCGUAUUGAGAUGUCGUCCAGUCAUCCAAGUCCUGGUGCUAAUUCUUCACCACUUGUCCAGUUAUGUACACGUCCAUUAUCUGUAUGCACUGACUUUUCUUGUUCUAAUAAUACCAUUAAUAAUAAUAAUAACAGUAGCAAUGAAAGCAGUAUAUCCUGUAGUAAGACGGAUAUUAUAGAGAAUUUCGGUAUCAAUAAUAAUAAACGUAAUAAUAGUAAUAACAGUAACACUAAUCGUACACCUGUGACAGUGACAACAAUUCCAUCCUCAUCACCUCACUCUCUCUAUCCAAGCACGGAGAUGAGUUCACACUCAAUAAUAACAGAAAGCACUGAGUUUUUAGUACACACAGAAGAAAAAUCCCUUGAUGGAAGAGCAGAAACACCACCGACGGUUCCAGCAUGUGAUCCAUCAUCAAAUGUAACUCCAAUCGCUUCCACUGCAACCAUUUCAACAACUACUGUCGAGGAAAUUGCUAAAGAUAAUAUUUCUAGUGUUUAUAAUGUUAAUGUUACUGACAUUGGUGCGCAGAGUAGUAUUCACAAACGUUCCUUAUCGUUUGGUUCUGCGCUAAAUAGUUUUGAAGGACCUUAUUUAUCUGAAUCAAAACAAUCCUGGAUUAAUUCAGCAUCACCACUGUUGUCAACAGCAACAACAACUUUAGUUCAGACAACGGUUUCAUCAUUGUCAUUAUUAUCACGCAGAAUGUCAAGUUGUUUAUUAUCAUCAUCGUCAGUUUCUGAAACAAUAGGAGUAACCCCGUCAUCAGUAGAAGUGACAUCAACGACAGUAUCCCCACCACAACCAUCUGCGAUAACGUCGACUAAUUCGUCAUUAACAUCAGUUUCAUCAUCAUUUGGCACUUGUCCCGCGAUAAAACCUGAACGACGAUGUGCUGGUGUAAAUACUGUUCUUGAUAAUUGUAAGGCUACAUUGACAGAACCAGAUUUAUUGGGACCAUGUGAACCAGGAACUACUAUCUGCCUAAAUGGUAUUGUAUGGUUAGAAACAACCACUGGAGUAUUAGUUGUCAAUGUUACUUGGAGAGGUAGAACAUAUAUUGGUACACUGCUCGAUGCGACACAACAUGAUUUCGCGCCUCCAUGUCCACGAGAUUAUAUACCACCUUUCAAGACGUCAAUUCGAUCCAGUAGUCGUACGAAACGUCGAGCAGCUGUUGGAUCAAAUUACAAGUCAAAUUUAGGAAAUUACAUGGUCAACUGCAGUUGGAAGUCUGGGUCAUCGGUAAGACAUCAUCGACUACACGGCCGAACUCAUAAUUCUCCUGCAGUUAUGCCUGAGACAAAUCCAACUUCGCGAUCGAGUACAAAUCAGCAAUCGACACAUGUAGACAAAACUGACAGUAUUAAAGUGAUAAGGGGAGAUACUGUGUCUGAUGGUGAUAGAGUUCUUAUCCAAUGUCUACCUCAAGGAUCUGAUGAAGAAUUAUUGCGUGAUUUUAAUCAAAAUACAAACAUUCAUAAAAGUCGCAAAAUUUUCUCAGGAAGUAGUACAUCUUCAAGUGAUUGUCCUUCAGAAGUACUUCCAGAUCUUGAGAAGUCUUCUGAAAGAGGGGAUGCAACAUGUAAGUCAAACAAUACCUCUGAUAGGAUACCUGGAAAUUCACAAAAACGUGAUCAUUCUCGACCACAUACACCUUUAUGCUCUAAUGAUAGUAAUAGUCUUUGUCCUGAGGACGAUUCGAUAAAUGAUGAACUAAAUCACACCUUUCCUAUAGGCUGUCCAAUAGAUGGUUGUAAAAAACGCUUCUCUCAUGUGCUUGCCCUGCGUUUUCACUUAAAUCAUACACCUCAUGAUAAUCUACUCAGUGUGAGUAAGAAGCGUGUAUCCAGUGAUAAUUCAAAACAAGAUUAUGAUGAUGAUGUGCAUAAGAAUUGUGGUUCACACUGUUAUAUGAAAUCUCCUCCGAAUAUUUCACCUCAAUGUCCCUCUAGUCCAUGUUCACUAGUUUCAUAUUCAAUGCAUUCAUCGCACAAACAGUCAUUACAGCCACUUUUACGUCAGCCACCAUUACAGUCAUCUUCACAGACACAUCCACAAUCGUGUCAACAAAAUCACUAUGAACAUGACAACAAUCUUCAUCAUCUCCGUCAUCAUCAACAACAAAAUCCUGAGCAUGAGCCGGCAACACGUUCUUUACAUCUACCGAAUAUAUCUAAUCAUAAUUAUAAAGUGUCUGAUGAUGUUAAUGGACAGAAAUUUAUGGAUACAAAUGUACCUGAUAACUUGAUAACAGGUAUCAGUAACAAUCUAAGCUGUUCUACCAGUGGUCGAAAUAAUGACAUUAAUAAACACCCUUCUGGUAAAAAGCGUUUGUCUACUCCAGUGGUAUGUAGCAAUAAAUUAAAUGAAAUCACUUCUACAGGGAAUAUUGUUCGUACAGUUACAGCACAUACAGUCUCUGUACCGCAUGGUUCUUUAGAUUGUGGGACUAAUUCAAAUUUACGAUCUAACAGUAGCAGUAAUAAUAAUCAGCCUUCCUUAUCUUCUAAAAGAACCUCAUCAAAUCCUCGUGAUCCUAGUAGGCAUAAAUCAUCUCAGCCAUUGUCCAAUCAGAAUAUUAAAACAAAUAAUCCAGUGGUAAUGAUGAUGUCGAAUUACCCCCGUAGUUCAGGUCUUCCUGGUAGUCGUAUGAAGGAGUUCAACAAUACCAAAGAGAUCAAUGACCAUACGAAUUCACCAAUGUUUCAUGUAGCACCAAAUACAGCUACUUCUUUGUCUUCAAGGUUGAAAAGUUCAGCUGGUUUCCCAGAAGUAAACUGUGCAACAUCUAGUGAAAUAAAUCAACCUUACCGUGGUUUUGUUGGUGACGGAGGAGGCUUGGUGCCGAACUUUCAGAACCAAUGGAAUUUCCAAGUAUUACCUAUUAAAGACAAAGACCAACAAUACUCCGUCAAUUCAUUAUCAGAUGCCGGUUCUUCUCAGGUUCCUGUAAAUCCUAGUGGUGUAACUAAUUUCACGUCAACAAAUGAAGCAAUGAAUCAUCGUGCAUUUCUGCCACCUCAACUGUUCGAUUCCAAACAUCUCAUUCCGCCAAGUCACUUACCUGGAACAAGUUUAAAUUAUUCUAAAAGUCAAAUUACAGAUCCUACUAGUAUGUAUUAUGGUAUACCAGACUUUUUGGCCACUGCACUAAGUACACGAACAUCAAAUGCGUCGUCAUCACCAUAUCCUUGUAUACCUGAAGCUUUUAGAUCAUACAUGAACACACCACUGACUGGUUUUUCACUUACUACAGGGAAUAAUAAUUCGAUGAAUAAUAUUCCAAAACCACACGAUCCAUCAGCUUCAUCAGUUUCUUCAAGUUCUACAUGUGAAUCAUUACUUGAUAGAAUAAACAGUCAGCGAUUUCUCAAUCCACAGCUAUUUGAAAAUGUAGGAUCUAAUCUCUCUGUGCAAAAUUUUCCAUCAUCUAAUUUAUCUUUAAAUCCUGAAAGAUUAGAUCCAUUGAAACUUUCUGCAGCUUAUUUGAUGCAAUAUACAAAUCCAGGAUCACAGUUAUUUUCGUCAUCACCAUCAACAUCUGGCAGUCAGUUACCUUGA
Trichobilharzia regenti is the source of this 4266-nucleotide messenger RNA. The record is from the annotation of a GenBank genome assembly. Lineage: Eukaryota; Metazoa; Platyhelminthes; Trematoda; Strigeidida; Schistosomatidae.